AAACCUGCUGGAUAGAGACACGUUCUCCAAGUCCGAUCCAAUCUGUGUCCUGUACACUCAAGGAAUAGCCAACAGGGAAUGGAGAGAGUUUGGGCGGACAGAAGUCAUAGACAACACCCUGAACCCUGACUUUGUGCGCAAAUUCAUCCUGGACUAUUUCUUUGAAGAGAGGCAGAAUCUUCGCUUUGACCUGUAUGAUUUAGACUGCAAGAGCGACAACCUCUCUAAACAUGAUUUCCUGGGCCAGGCUUUCUGCACUUUGGGUGAAAUCGUUGGCUCCCUGGGAAGCCGUGUAGAAAAACCUUUGAUAGGAAUCCCAAGUAAAAAAUGUGGGACCAUCAUAGUAAGAGCAGAGGAGCUGAGCAACUGCAGGGAAUCAGUGAUGCUCCAGUUUUGCGGCAACAAGCUGGAUAAGAAAGACUUCUUUGGAAAGUCGGAUCCUUUUCUAGUUUUUUACCGCAGUAAUGAAGACGGAUCGUAUACUAUCUGCCACAAGACAGAAGUGGUGAAGAAUACUCUGGAUCCAGUGUGGCAGGCUUUUAAAAUUCCUGUCAGGGCGCUGUGCAACGGAGACUAUGACAGGAGCAUUAAAGUUGAGGUGUAUGACUGGGACAGAGAUGGAGGCCACGACUUUAUUGGCGAGUUCAGCACCAGCUACAGAGAAAUGUCCAGAAGCCAGUCACAGUUCCAUAUCUAUGAGGUUCUCAAUCCCAAAAAGAAAGGAAAGAAGAAAAAGAAGUACCUAAACUCAGGAACG
Austrofundulus limnaeus is the source of this 757-nucleotide messenger RNA. RefSeq names its product copine-8. Gene Ontology annotation, cellular component: plasma membrane. NCBI's taxonomy places the organism in Eukaryota, Metazoa, Chordata, Actinopteri, Cyprinodontiformes, Rivulidae. Gene Ontology annotation, molecular function: calcium-dependent phospholipid binding. The record is from RefSeq and is a predicted model, not a curated record. Gene Ontology annotation, biological process: cellular response to calcium ion.